AUGGAGCGAAGUAAUCAGCACAACAUCCCUUCGUUAUGCUUGCUGGCUGGUCUCUUAACGCUUAUUCAGACAACAGAGCACAAAUCAACCACAAAUUUUCUGCAGAACAAGUUCUUCUCGUUAGUGUGUAAGCUUAUGGAAGAGUCGUAUGACGUAGACCAGUAUGCAGUACUUGAAGAAAUCUCUUCAGCUAUGAAUGGAUUGACACCUUCAUGUUGCACUUGUGAGACGAUGAGCUGCUGA
Molecule: messenger RNA, 243 nt
Organism: Plasmopara halstedii
Lineage: Eukaryota; Oomycota; Peronosporomycetes; Peronosporales; Peronosporaceae
Exons: 2
Coding region: 1-243 (80 amino acids)
Source: RefSeq, a predicted model, not a curated record